This is a messenger RNA of Penicillium nucicola, 2055 nucleotides long. Its product is annotated as Zn(II)2Cys6 transcription factor. Gene Ontology annotation, biological process: positive regulation of transcription by RNA polymerase II. The transcript has 4 exons. The record is from RefSeq and is a predicted model, not a curated record. Gene Ontology annotation, cellular component: nucleus. Gene Ontology annotation, molecular function: zinc ion binding; DNA-binding transcription factor activity, RNA polymerase II-specific; transcription cis-regulatory region binding. NCBI's taxonomy places the organism in Eukaryota, Fungi, Ascomycota, Eurotiomycetes, Eurotiales, Aspergillaceae. The coding region runs from base 1 to 2055 and encodes 684 amino acids.
AUGACGAACUCAUAUCAGUCCCAGGCCCUGACGGGUUUCCUCGAUUCAAUGCAGCAAGACACUGCCUCGGCUUAUUCCCUGUUUGGCCCAACCUCAUAUCCUGAGAGUGUGGCAUUUUGGCACGAUCCUUCCGCUCCGACAAUGGCUGUGGCCCCUUCGUACACUUCCCAGAAAGCAUCCCUGCUCAGCCCACUCGACCAGAAGAAACACAAGCGCACGCGAAGCGGCUGCUUCACGUGUCGCGCACGCCGGAUCAAAUGCGACGAGACCCGUCCGCUCUGUGAACGGUGUCGAAAAGGCUCGCGCGAAUGUAUCUAUCCCUCCCCAGCCUCGUCAUCCUCGUCAUCCAAGGGUAGCGUGCGGACUACAGGCAAGCCGCGGGCAGGUCGUCCCCCAUCACAAGGAAGCGACUCGUCUGGAAGAUACGAGAUCGAGUCUAUCAGCCCACUGGACCCCAUCAUCGACGAAGAGGAGGAGCCCGACAGUGCCGCAUCUGAAUCGCGACCGUCACCACCCGCAACCACAAGGCCGGACUUGCAUAAGAGCCAAAGCUCGCAGUCCCUCCGAAGGCGCAGUAUCAAACACGCGGAUGUCCCGUCGUUCAUCAAAGAACAGAGUAGUUCACCGUCAACUGAGUCGUCGCGCUUUGAGUCGAUGAGCGUGCGCUCAGGUAGCAUUGGACAUUCCACAGCUGAAAUGAUCAGCAAUGCGCGCCUUCCAGACGAUCUGCGAUUUUAUUUAAAUUUCCACUUGGAGUUCUUGACUACGCCUCAUUUUUUCUUGAGGCAGAGUUGCUUCCGCUUCAUUCAACACAAUCUGAUUGAGUUUGCGUUGCAGUAUGAGCCUCUUCUCUAUGCCCUGGUGGGCUUCUCGGCCUACCAUCAUACCUUGCAGAGCCCCGGGGGAAACUCCUUGAUUCUGCUUCGGAAAUCCCUGGGCUCGGGGGAAGAACACAGCGAGGCGACACUGUGCACUGUUCUUGUCCUGACAACCUUCGAGGAGUACAUCGGCGACUGGAUGAAUUUAAUCGACCACCACCGAGCGGCACAUGCAUUGAUGCUAGAACUAUUGACACCGGAGUCCGCCAACAUGAAUGAGCUACAUACAAACAUCUUCUUAUGGUAUGCCCGCUUCGACGUGGUCGUUGGGAUCCUGGCCGGCACUGAAACAGUGCUGAGUCGAGAUUGGUAUAUCUUAAAGGAGCAAUACGACUCGGACCAAGCCGCCAUCUACCCUGACGACCCAUCAAAACAACUUGCCCUUGUGGCAUCGAUCAACAGACGCUUCGGUCUUGACAUGGCCUCACUGUAUGCCAAACUGUCCCGCGGCAUGAUCUCGAUGGAACAGUUCGCUGCACAAAAUGACCAGCUGGGUCUGAUGAUAGAGCACGCCAAAGCGAUACUGCAUACAUUUGACGACUAUGGAUAUAAAGUGCAGGAAUUCCCGCACCAGCUUCCCCUGACCGAAGAUGACGUUACGGAUCCAUACGUUCCUGGAGGUCUGCACCGGGGCCCCUUGUGGGACUUCAACUAUGCCUGGAUUGACAUCCUCUCUACCGAGACGAUGUACCGAUACCAGGCUAUGCUGGUCUUGGGCCAAAAUCAAUUGCCAGAUCUCCAAGAAUUAGCCGAAGAGCAGUGCCGCUUGAUCGAGACGAUGGACCGUUGGCCACACAAGGAGAACGGGUAUUGCAUCAUGUUCAAGAACAGCAUUGGAAUUGCCAGCAUGUUCCUUCCAAAGGAGCACAAAUAUCAAAUGUGGUCGCGGCGGAAGAUGGCGUUGAUGGAGCAAAAUGGAUACAUCAUGGCCCCUCGAUUCCGAACCGCUCUCGCUACCAUUUGGCAAGCACCCGACCUCGAACAUUGGUGGCUUCCAAACGAGGAAGGAUACACAGAUAUCAUUCGCGAAAUUCGUGCUUUGACUGCCGAACGUUUGAGCCAGCCUAGGGAUGAGCUCCGUGAAAAUGUUCGUGACAUGAAGUAUAUGUUCCGGGGAAUGAAUUUGGACGGCCGUGAAGAUGAAAGCCCUUCCAGUUCAAAGAGCAAUCAUGCAUGA